Messenger RNA from Geodia barretti, 483 nucleotides. The record is from the annotation of a GenBank genome assembly. NCBI's taxonomy places the organism in Eukaryota, Metazoa, Porifera, Demospongiae, Tetractinellida, Geodiidae.
AUGAACGGCGACCAGAUCAGGAACUCCUUCAUACAGUUUUUCGAGAGCAAGGGGCACCAGCACAUGCCCUCGGCGUCGCUCAUUCCCGCCGGAGACCCCACGCUGCUGUUCACCAGUGCCGGGAUGGUGCCGUUCAAGCCGUUCUUCAUGGGCGAACAGACUCCUCCCUCCAGGCGUCUCACCAGCAGCCAGAAGAGCUUCCGCACCACCGACAUCGACGAGGUGGGCGACCAUAAGCACCUCACCUUCUUCGAAAUGCUGGGCAACUUCAGCAUCGGAGAUUACUUCAAAGAGGGUGCGGUAGCUUUCGCGUGGGAACUGGUGACCCAGCUCUUCGGACUCUCGCCUGACCGCCUCUACGUUACCAUCCACCUGGACGAUGACGAGGCUUUCGGUAUCUGGCACGACCAGAUCGGCGUGCCCGCAGACCGCAUAUAUCGCUACGGCGACAAGGACAACUGGUGGGGGGCCGGCCGGCACUGA